CGUGUCCAGUCCCCUGAGGGGGUGAAGCGGAUCACAGCAACAAAGAGAGAAACAGCUGCAACGUUUUUGAAAAAGGUUGCGAAGGAAUUUGGCUUCCAAAACAACGGCUUCUCGGUUUACAUCAACAGAAACAAGACUGGAGAGAUAACAGCCUCAUCCAACAAGUCCCUCAGCGUGCUGAAAAUCAAACACGGCGACCUGCUGUUCCUGUUCCCCUCGAGCCUUGCGGGGCCCUCCUCCGAGAUGGAGACGUCCACCCUGCUGGGGCUGAAGGCCUGCGGGGCGCCCAGCGUGGUGGAGGACGAGAUCGAUCAAUACCUGAGCAAGCAGGAUGGGAAGAUCUACCGGAGCCGUGACCCCCAGCUGUGUCGCCAUGGCCCUCUGGGGAAAUGUGUACACUGCGUCCCGCUCGAGCCGUUCGAUGAGGACUACCUGAACCACCUCGAGCCUCCAGUGAAGCACAUGUCCUUCCACGCCUACAUCCGGAAGCUGACCGGAGGGGCCGACAAGGGGAAGUUCGUUGCCCUGGAGAACAUCAGCUGCAAGAUCAAGUCAGGCUGUGAGGGACACCUCCCGUGGCCAAAUGGCAUCUGUACCAAGUGCCAGCCCAGUGCCCUCACCCUGAACAGACAGAAAUACAGGCACGUGGACAACAUCAUGUUUGAGAACCACACGGUGGCAGAUCGCUUCCUCGACUUCUGGAGAAAGACAGGGAACCAGCAUUUCGGGUACUUGUACGGCCGGUACACGGAGCACCGAGACAUACCUCUUGGCAUCAGAGCAGAGGUGGCUGCCAUCUACGAGCCCCCCCAGAUCGGAACCCAGAGCAGCCUGGAGCUCCUUGAAGACCCGAAAGCCGAGGUGGUCGAUGAGAUCGCCGCCAAGCUUGGCCUGAGGAAGGUCGGCUGGAUAUUUACAGAUCUCGUGUCUGAAGACACCCGGAAGGGCACGGUGCGAUACAGCCGUAACAAGGACACCUAUUUCCUGAGCUCCGAGGAGUGCAUCACCGCAGGCGACUUCCAGAACCAGCACCCCAAUGUCUGCCGGCUCUCCCCGGAUGGGCACUUCGGGUCUAAGUUUGUCACUGCAGUGGCCACAGGUGGCCCCGACAAUCAGGUCCACUUUGAAGGGUACCAAGUGUCCAACCAGUGCAUGGCCCUGGUCCGUGAUGAUUGUCUGCUGCCAUGCAAAGACGCCCCUGAGUUGGGCUAUGUGAAGGAGUCCAGCAGCGAGCAGUAUGUGCCCGACGUGUUUUACAAGGACAUUGACAAGUUUGGCAACGAGAUCACCCAGCUGGCGCGUCCCCUGCCUGUGGAGUACCUAAUCAUCGAUAUCACCACGACCUUCCCCAAGGACCCAGUUCACACGUUUUCUAUCUCGCAAACCCCCUUUCCUAUCGAGAACCGGGGCGUGUUGGGUGAGACGCAGGAUUUCCACAGCCUGGCCACCUACUUGUCCCAUAACACCUCAUCUGUGUUUCUGGACACCAUCUCGGACUUCCACCUCCUGCUCUUCCUGGUUACCAAUGAGGUCAUGCCCCUGCAGGACAGCAUCAGCUUGCUGCUGGAGGCUGUGAGGACCAGGGACGAGGAGCUGGCGCAGACGUGGAAGAAGUCUGAACAGUGGGCCACCAUUGAGCAGCUCUGCAGCACUGUUGGCCUGCAGCUUCCAGGCCUCCAGGACUUCGGUGCCGUCGGGGGCUCCACGCACACUGCCACCUCUGCCGCCAUGUGGGCCUGCCAGCACUGCACCUUUGUGAACCCGCCAGGCACGGGCCACUGCGAGAUGUGCAGCCUGCCCAGGACCUAAAGCUGCCCACCACAGGACGCCCCAGCCCUUGGGCCAGGGGCAGCAGGGGGAGGGCCUCCCACUAGGCUGUGGGCCACAGCACCCAUGCUGCCUGCCCCCAGGCCAGGGCCGAGCCAGGGGCUGGAUGCUGCUCCGCCUCUCUCCCCAGUGCUUUGUUCCCUCCUGCCCUGCCCCAUCCGUGGUCAGUGGGCACACUCGGCCCAUGUCCUGUCGUUGUUCUGGGAGGUUCCUCCUCCAGACAGACAGCCACUGUCUAGCAGACUCACAGGGGCCUGGCUACCGCCUCCCCUCCCCCACCCCCACCCCUUCCUGGACCAGGGGCGUCUCCAUUCGGCAUCAGCUGUAAUAACAGUUCCUGGGGACUCCUGCCCAGAGGACUUUUAUUUAUUUUUUUAAGAUAAAAACUGCACAAAGAGGAGAGAGACUAGUUUCCAGGUCAUUCCUUCUCUGGGGUCCCUCUGGGGACCCUCUGGGGAUGUGUCCCUGCAGGUGGGUGGCCAGGGACCCACCGUCAUUGACCCUUCAAUGAACCUCAGUGCCUGAGACGUCCCGCCACGCUGCAUGCUGACAGCUCCAGGCGAGGGCCCUUCACCCAGCACACCCUUCCCGCCCUCGUCCCCCGACUCGGGAACACCACACACAGGUGCCAGGUUCAGUCCCCGAGGGUGGUAGCUGUGCUGUAGGCCGUGGGACCGAGGCCAGAGGUGCCCUGGGACCUGCUAUGCCUCUUUGCCUUAAUGGCAGCUGGGUCUCCACACCACCUGGUGCCCACGAGUAUGGGCAGUCUCCCCACGUGGCUUGGGCCCCUCCCUCCUUGGGGCAUAGUGGGGACAGGAGGCCCCUGGCCUAAGAAUAAGGCCAGGCAAGGCUCUGUCAGAUGCCCAGCCUCUCUCUGCUGCCGGGGAGCGUGGGGGGCCCGGGGCCCACCCACUGUAUGUCGCCAGCACCAUCUGCACCCUGAGCUGUGCUAGUGACUCGGGUCACAAUGCCACCCACCCCUUCCUGUCUCUGCCGCCCUGCCCUCCCUUUCCUCAUGUCCACACCCACACCUCUCUUUUCUAUCUUCUGGUCAAGAAAAGGUGUCUGCAGAGUGCUGCCCAGUGGAGUGGAAUGGCUCAGUGCCCUGUGGCAAGGCUGAGCCACCUGCACCUGCCAGUGACCGUGCAGUUGCCAUGCCCGCCACCUGAGGUCACUCUGGAGACCAGGCGCUCCUCCCUGUCAGCUCUGGGCUUGCUGGGUGCUGUGGGCUGGGUCUGCAUUCCUGCCCCAACCUGCAGUGGAACCUAAUAAAAGCACCUGAUGUGA
Echinops telfairi (small Madagascar hedgehog) is the source of this 3114-nucleotide messenger RNA. It is a transcript of the gene NPLOC4, whose product is annotated as NPL4 homolog, ubiquitin recognition factor. The transcript is spliced from 16 exons. The record is from RefSeq and is a predicted model, not a curated record. Gene Ontology annotation, biological process: ubiquitin-dependent protein catabolic process. Lineage: Eukaryota; Metazoa; Chordata; Mammalia; Afrosoricida; Tenrecidae. The coding region runs from base 244 to 1809 and encodes 521 amino acids. Gene Ontology annotation, molecular function: ubiquitin binding; ubiquitin protein ligase binding. Gene Ontology annotation, cellular component: nucleus.